UCUCGGGCUUGGGUUUGUGGCGUAGGGUUUGUGCGUUUGUGUUUAAUAGCGAGCGAGCUGGUUUGGCGUCGCCAAGGGUUCUAGGCGCUCAUAUCUCUUCACCGGUUUGCCACACACAGCCGCAAAGAUGAAUCGAGAGAAGCUGAUGAAGAUGGCUAGUGCUGUGCGCACCGGUGGAAAGGGCACAGUGAGGAGGAAGAAAAAGGCAGUACAUAAGACGACGACGACCGACGAUAAGCGUCUCCAGAACACGCUCAAGAGGCUGGGCGUGAACACCAUUCCCGGAAUCGAGGAAGUUAACAUCUUCAAGGACGACAUUGUUCUUCACUUUGUCAGUCCCAAAGUCCAAGCCUCGAUAGCUGCUAACACUUGGGUCGUGAGCGGACCCGUCCAGACAAAGAAGCUCACGGAACUGCUGCCUGGUAUCAUCAACCAGCUCGGUUUCUCGGGGCCGGAUAACUUGGAGAACUUGAAGAAGAUCGCGCAACAAUUCAAGCGGCAAGAGAGUGGCGGCGGCGGAGCUCCGCUUGGCACCAUCGAGGACGACGAGGAUGUUCCCGACCUUGUUCCUGGCGAAACUUUCGAAAAGCCUGCCGCCAAUCCUCCCGAAGAGGUUGUGGCAACCGCGUGAUACUAGCAGAGAAUAUUCUUGCUAUGUACUUGUAGCCCCUAGGGCAUAUUUUCCUUUUUUUCUAUUGUACCUAUCACGCGUUACAUAUUA
Molecule: messenger RNA, 721 nt
Organism: Selaginella moellendorffii
Lineage: Eukaryota; Viridiplantae; Streptophyta; Lycopodiopsida; Selaginellales; Selaginellaceae
Product: nascent polypeptide-associated complex subunit beta
Exons: 6
Coding region: 128-631 (167 amino acids)
Cellular component (GO): cytosol; nascent polypeptide-associated complex
Source: RefSeq, a predicted model, not a curated record